Molecule: messenger RNA, 1137 nt
Organism: Cryphonectria parasitica EP155
Lineage: Eukaryota; Fungi; Ascomycota; Sordariomycetes; Diaporthales; Cryphonectriaceae
Exons: 4
Coding region: 1-1137 (378 amino acids)
Biological process (GO): transmembrane transport
Cellular component (GO): Golgi apparatus
Molecular function (GO): GDP-mannose transmembrane transporter activity; antiporter activity
Source: RefSeq, a predicted model, not a curated record
AUGCCUCACAAGAAAAGCGACGACUAUGUCCUUGCCAUGCCGGAGGGAGGAGACCAUGAGAUGGACGAUCUGGAUGAUAUCCAGAAGCCACAGUCGCCUUAUUCUCCCCCGUCGCGACAGAAUGCUCAAUCGGCUAGCCCAUUGUCGGCACUCGCGAACAAUCCGACCGCGUCUAUUCUGGGUUACUGUUUGGCGUCCAUCUCGAUGACUGUUGUCAACAAGUUCGUUGUAUCAGGCUCAGAUUGGAAUCUCAUGUUCCUUUACCUGGCAAUCCAAUCUGUGGUUUGCAUACUUGCAAUUCUUGUCUGCCAGCAGCUGGGCUUCCUCAGCCUUGAGAAGUUCAAUGUGGAUAAUGCAAAGCAAUGGUCUCCAAUCGCCGUUCUCCUCGUGGCCCAGAUUUAUACUGGCGGAAAGGCGUUGCAGUUUCUCUCGGUGCCCGUGUUCACCAUAUUCAAGAAUCUGACAAUCAUCGUCAUCGCUUACGGAGAAGUCCUACUGUCCGGCGGUCGGGUUACGCCUCUUGUCCUGCUGUCCUUCGGCCUCAUGGUGUUUAGCUCGGUGGUAGCGGCUUGGGCGGAUAUCCAGGCCACACUCGGCGCGGACAGCCACCCAAGCGAGACCGAUGCGGCUCUGAAGACGCUCAACGCGGGUUAUGCGUGGAUGUUCGCAAACGUCUUCUGUGCGGCUGCGUAUGUUUUGGGCAAGGGCAGAGUGAUGAAGAAGCUGCAGACGCGAGACUGGGAUGCCACAUACUACAGCAACCUCCUCAGCAUUCCGGUUCUGGUGCUCGGCUCCCUCCUGACAGAGGAUUGGUCUGCGGCGAACUUUGCCCGCAAUUUCCCAGAAGAUACGCGACGCAGCCUCAUCAUCGGCAUGAUCUACUCUGGCGCCGGCGCCAUCUUCAUCUCGUACGCCUCGACUUGGUGUCAGCGCGUCACCUCCUCGACGACGUACUCAAUGGUGGGCGCAUUGAACAAGCUCCCGAUUGCCAUCAGCGGUCUCGUGUUCUUUGAUGCACCCAUUACCUUUGGUAGCGUGUCGGCUAUCUUCUUUGGCUUUGUAAGCGGUAUUGUGUAUGCGUGGGCCAAGAUUCGCGAGAAGGAGAAGGCAAAAAUGUCUCUCCCGACGAGGCGGUGA